AUGUCCGGCAACACGACGGCGACCCUGAACUUCUAUGCCCCACCCCCGGACGGCGCCGCUCCCUUCAACCACGUUGACCCUCCCCCUCCUGGUCUGCCCAUUCGCAACUACACGACCGAUUCACGCCCUGCCAUCCCCGGCGCCAACAAGGUCAUCUUCUUCGACCACACCAUCCGCCGCGCCAGCAAGGACAGCCCCCGCGAGCCCGUCCAGCGCGUGCACAUCGACCAGACGGCCCGCUCCGCCGCCCUGCGCGUGCGCCGCCACGCCGCGUCCGACGACGAGGCCGACCGCCUCCUCGCCGGCCGCUACCGCAUCGUCAACGUCUGGCGGCCGCUGAACCGCGGGCCCGUCGCGUCGUUCCCCCUCGCCUUCGCCUCGAGCGCCUCGCUGCGCGACGACGAGGUCGUGCCCGUCGAGCACCGCUACGCCAACGGCUACACGGGCGAGACGGCCGGCAUCCGCUACCACGAGGGCCAGAGGUGGUACUAUCUCUCCGGCAUGACGGGCGACCAGAGGCUGCUGCUCGAGUGCUUCGACAGCGAGGCGUUGAAGGAGGGGAGCGGCGUGCAGGGAGGGCGCGUGGCGCACACGGCGUUUGCGCAUCCCGGCACGGCGGAGGAUGCCGAGGGACGGGAGAGCAUCGAGGUGAGGGCGCUCGUGUUCGGGCCCUGA
Messenger RNA from Verticillium dahliae VdLs.17, 675 nucleotides. RefSeq lists its product as uncharacterized. Gene Ontology annotation, molecular function: oxidoreductase activity. The coding region runs from base 1 to 675 and encodes 224 amino acids. Lineage: Eukaryota; Fungi; Ascomycota; Sordariomycetes; Glomerellales; Plectosphaerellaceae. The record is from RefSeq and is a predicted model, not a curated record. The transcript is spliced from 2 exons.